This is a messenger RNA of Oncorhynchus kisutch (coho salmon), 3072 nucleotides long. Its product is annotated as transient receptor potential cation channel subfamily M member 1-like. Gene Ontology annotation, cellular component: plasma membrane. The record is from RefSeq and is a predicted model, not a curated record. Gene Ontology annotation, molecular function: calcium channel activity. Gene Ontology annotation, biological process: metal ion transport; monoatomic cation transmembrane transport. The transcript is spliced from 8 exons. Lineage: Eukaryota; Metazoa; Chordata; Actinopteri; Salmoniformes; Salmonidae. The annotation marks the transcript as partial.
CAGACAGACAGACAGACAGACAGACAGACAGACAGACAGACAGACAGACAGACAGACAGACAGACAGACAGACAGACAGACAGGGUGGACUUCGUCAAGCUGCUGAUAGAGAACGGUGUCAACAUCCACCACUUCCUCACCAUCCCCCGUCUGGAGGAACUCUACAACACGAGGCUGGGCCCAACGAAUACACUGCACUUUGUAGUUAGAGACGUUAAAAAGGGAAAUCUUCCACCGGAUUACCAGAUCACCUUGAUCGAUAUCGGAUUGGUCCUGGAGUUCCUGAUGGGCGGGGCUUAUCGCUGUAACUACACCAGGAAACAGUUCCGCACCCUCUACAACAACCUUUACGGUUUAAAAAGACCGAAAGCUUUAAAAAUGUUAGGACUGGAGGACGACGAGCCUGGAGGAAAAGGCAAGAGGAAGAAGAAGAAGAAGAAAGAGGAAGAGAUCGACAUCGAUGUGGACGACCCGGAGGUCAGCCGCUUCCAGUACCCGUUCCAUGAGCUGAUGGUGUGGGCCGUUCUCAUGAAGCGUCAGAAGAUGGCUCUGUUCCUGUGGAAGAGGGGGGAAGAGGCCAUGGCCAAAGCUCUGGUGGCCUGUAAGCUGUACAAGGCCAUGGCCCAUGAGUCGUCUCAGAGUGAACUGGUGGACGACAUCUUCCAGGACCUGGAAAACAAUUCCAAAGAGUUUGGCCAGCUGGCCUACGAGCUCCUAGACCAGUCCUAUAAGCACGAUGAGCAGGUGGCCAUGAAACUACUGACCUAUCAGCUAAAGAACUGGAGCGACUCUACCUGCCUGAAACUGGCUGUAGCCGCCAAGCACAGAGACUUCAUCGCCCACACCUGCAGUCAGAUGCUGCUCACUGAUAUGUGGAUGGGAUGUCUGAGAAUGGGCAAGAGGAACGGGUUCAAGGUGAUAUUUGGCAUCAUUUUCCCACCUUCGAUUCUCCUCAUGGAUUUUCGACUCGGGGAGGAAGUGACAUGUCAAGCCCCAGCGGAGAACGAAGAAGAAGCGAAGGACAAAGACGAUGACAAUAAAUCCAGCAAGGAAGUGAAUGCUGAUGGGGUGUCCAGAAAGGGGGAUGAAGAAGAAAGUGCCGUAAAAAAGAGAAGAGUUCCAAUCGGAAAGAAGAUCUAUGAAUUCUACAACACUCCUUUCACCAAAUUCUGGUUCAACACGGCAAGUAGACUUUUAAUACAACUAAAAAAAACAAGAAAUGUUAUUUAGGAAGCAUUUCUCAACACCACACACUUUGGAAAUUUACUUCUGUGAAACCUUGAUGUUGUUGUUUUGAAAUGACUAUCAGCACAGAGGUGACAAAUAGACCUUAACCACAGAUAAUAUAAUACUAUUUAAUAUAAUGAUAAUAUGAUAUCAGCUAAUGGUGAUCUGAAGCACUUUGUCUUGUGUCCUAAAACACCACUGCUGCCCUGACCUCUGGUCUUGUGUCCUAAAACACCACUGCUGCCCCGACCUCUGGUCUUGUGUCCUAAAACACCACUGCUGCCCCGACCUCUGGUCUUGUGUCCUAAAACACCACUGCUGCCCCGACCUCUGGUCUUGUGUCCUAAAACACCACUGUUGCCCCGACCUCUGGUCUUGUGUCCUAAAACACCACUGCUGCCCCGACCUCUGGUCUUGUGUCCUAAAACACCACUGCUGCCCCGACCUCUGGUCUUGUGUCCUAAAACACCACUGCUGCCCUGACCUCUGGUCUUGUGUCCUAAAACACCACUGCUGCCCCGACCUCUGGUCUUGUGUCCUAAAACGCCACUGUUGCCCCGACCUCUGGUCUUGUGUCCUAAAACACACUUGCUGCCCGACCUCUGGUCUUGUGUCCUAAAACACCACUGUUACCCCGACCUCUGGUCUUGUGUCCUAAAACGCCACUGCUGCCCCGACCUCUGGUCUUGUGUCCUAAAACGCCACUGUUGCCCCGACCUCUGGUCUUGUGUCCUAAAACGCCACUGCUGCCCCGACCUCUGGUCUUGUGUCCUAAAACGCCACUGCUGCCCUGACCUCUGGUCUUGUGUCCUAAAACGCCACUGCUGCCCUGACCUCUGGUCUUGUGGUCUAAAACACCACUGUUGCCCCGACCUCUGGUCUUGUGUCCUAAAACACCACUGCUGCCCCGACCUCUGAUCUUGUGGUAUAAAAUACCACUGUUGCCCCGACCUCUGGUCUUGUGGUCUAAAACACCACUGUUGCCCCAACCUCUGGUCUUGUGUCCUAAAACACCACUGUUGCCCCAACCUCUGGUCUUGUGUCCUAAAACACCACUGUUGCCCCAACCUCUGGUCUUGUGUCCUAAAACACCACUGUUGCCCAGACCGCUGGUCUUGUGUCCUAAAACACCACUGUUGCCCCAACCUCUGGUCUUGUGUCCUAAAACACCACUGUUGCCCCAACCUCUGGUCUUGUGUCCUAAAACACCACUGUUGCCCCAACCUCUGGUCUUGUGUCCUAAAACACCACUGUUGCCCCAACCUCUGGUCUUGUGUCCUAAAACACCACUGUUGCCCCAACCUCUGGUCUUGUGUCCUAAAACACCACUGCUGCCCCGACCUCUGGUCUUGUGUCCUAAAACACCACUGUUGCCCCAACCUCUGGUCUUCUGGUCUAAAACACCACUGUUGCCCCGACCUCUGGUCUUGUGUCCUAAAACACCACUGUUGCCCCAACCUCUGGUCUUGUGUCCUAAAACACCACUGCUGCCCCAACCUCUGGUCUUGUGUCCUAAAACACCACUGUUGCCCCAACCUCUGGUCUUGUGUCCUAAAACACCACUGCUGCCCCGACCUCUGGUCUUGUGUCCUAAAACACCACUGUUGCCCCAACCUCUGGUCUUCUGGUCUAAAACACCACUGCUGCCCUGACCUCUGGUCUUGUGUCCUAAAACACCACUGUUGCCCCAACCUCUGGUCUUCUGGUCUAAAACACCACUGCUGCCCUGACCUCUGGUCUUGUGUCCUAAAACACCACUGUUGCCCCAACCUCUGGUCUUCUGGUCUAAAACACCACUGCUGCCCCGACCUCUGGUCUUGUGUCCUAAAACACCACUGUUGCCCC